AUGGAUGAAAGAGAAUUUCGCGUGUUGGUCAAACAUUACUUUAUGAAAGACAAAUCGCCUGAGAAGACUAAAGAGAAGCUUGAUAAAUAUUAUGGUAAAUCUGCAGCUUCGAUUAUAACAGUUUAUAAAUGGUUUCAAACAUUUCAGAGUGGCCAUAUGAGCACAAGUGACGCUGAACAUUUUGGACGCUCUUUUGAGGUUAAUGCUCUAGAAAUCAUAGAUAAAAUCAACGCCAUGGUGAUGGAUAAUAGAAGAAUGAAGGUGCGUGAGAUUGCUAGUGCUGUGAGCAUCUCGAGUGAACGGGUAUAUAAUGUUUUGCAUCAACAAUUGGGUAUGAAAAAGUUAUCCGCAAGAUGGGUGCCGCGAUUGCUCACAGUUGACCAAAAACGAAAUCGUGUAAGGUGUUCCAAGGACAGUUUGCAGCUGUUUCAACGAAAUCCACAGGACUUUAGGCGUCAUUCCGUCACUGUGGAUGAAACAUAG
Messenger RNA from Dinoponera quadriceps, 483 nucleotides. RefSeq lists its product as uncharacterized. The record is from RefSeq and is a predicted model, not a curated record. The transcript has a single exon. The coding region runs from base 1 to 483 and encodes 160 amino acids. Lineage: Eukaryota; Metazoa; Arthropoda; Insecta; Hymenoptera; Formicidae.